Ixodes scapularis (black-legged tick) is the source of this 846-nucleotide messenger RNA. RefSeq lists its product as uncharacterized. The transcript has 6 exons. NCBI's taxonomy places the organism in Eukaryota, Metazoa, Arthropoda, Arachnida, Ixodida, Ixodidae. The coding region runs from base 117 to 764 and encodes 215 amino acids. The record is from RefSeq and is a predicted model, not a curated record.
UGAAACAUCAUCAAGAGGUGUUCCAUGCAGCGUUGUCGGCUGUGAGGCUGCAUUCAAAAAUUACAACUCAUUGCGAAGCCACAUCACAAGGUGUCAUUCUCCGCUUGCACCUCGUAAUGCAACUAACUUCCAAUCCUGCCGGACAUGCAGUGUUAGUUCCUGCAGUGAAGAGGCUUACAGGUGUCUGUCUGGACGGAACAUUGAGCCUGCCCAAAGAUGUCCUCCUCCUCGUGACAUUCCUAUGUUCAAGCCCCAAAAAUGAUGCUGUGCUCGAGUGGAGCCUCAAAAUCAACAAGGCCGAGGCACAGUUCAAAGAUCAAAACGCAGCAGCAGUCUGCCUCCUCCCAUUGCUUGCAUCCUACUUUCAAGAAAACCUCGGAGAGCUCUUCCAGUUACAUCAGGUGACAACAGAAAUCACAGAGGAGUUUCGUAACAGUCUGCCUGCUUCUCCUGUAAUUGUUGCACUGGGCCGCUCACUUUUCGAAUGCAGCUGCCAGCUGUUUGUGGACCAUGAGGUGAUGGUGGAAGAUGUGGGCUUUCUGCAAGCUGUGGAGCUCCUUUUCGCCCUUUAUUAUUGUUUAAACAUCCAGUAUGCCAAAGGUGCGGGAACCACACUUGAGUUCAUUCAGAGAUACCAGGUUGGUAUCAAACAACAUGAUGGGUCACGACAGGAGGCCGGGAGGUCGAAAGGAGCUCGGGCAAGAGCAAUCAGAGCCGCCACAGAUCUUGCUGCUUUUGAGAAAAAAUGGAACAGUCUCAUCUGAUGAUCGAUCGGAUGCCAUGAAGGUUUCUUUAUAAUUAUGUUCUUUUACGGUUUACAAUAUAGUUCUUCAAUUUCAAAACUGC